AUGAAGCAAAAUUGCCAUAUAAAAUUAACCGAUUUUAAAAACUCCUCGUCAACAACAUCAACCAAAACACUUGCAUCAUCUUGUAUUAAUUUAUUAGUUAAUAACCAUCUUAUGAAAACAAUGAUUGAUUCGGGCUCUGAUGAUUCAUUUAUUAGUCCAGAAGCUUUAGCCAAAAUUUCUCCACAACCUGUUAUACAUCCGGCUAAUAAAGAUUUUCAAGCUAUGAAUGGUACACAAGUUAUCGUAUCUGGUUAUGUGAUAUUAACAAUCGAUUUCGAUAAAAACUUGUCGGAUGAAAUAAUCUAUGUGUCACCUCAAACCAACAUUGAUUUACUUUUAGGACAAACAUGGAUUAAGAAACAUCAAGCCAUUCUUAAUUGUAAAGACCAAUGUAUUACCAUCAUGACUCGUAAUGGUCCCAGAUCCAUUCGAUAUAUACCAGCAUAUGAUGAUAAUAGUGGUGAUAUAUGUCAACAAUACAAUAUUCGAUUAGUACAUGAUGUUACUAUUAAAUCACGAACCGUACAACCAGUUGAUGCUAUUUGUCCAUCAAUUUCAAAUGCCGACACUGUUAUAUUCCGUCCACAACAACAAUUACAAGAAGAUCUUUCGAUAUUAAUUCAGAACAGUUUAUUGAAUAUAUACCAUCAUCGAACAACGUUAUAUAUUGUUAAUCAUACAGAUUCUGAUUGUGUACUACCAAAAAAUUCCAAAAUAGGUAAAGUUCGUCACGUUCCAUUAACUAAUCUUUGUUGUAAUGUUACUGAAUCAUUUGAAUCAUUGAAAUCUGAUGAUGUUAUACCACAUAAGAUUUUAGAAGAUAUUAAUAGAUUAAUUAAACAUUUAAAACCAGAACAUCAACAAUUAAUUCAUCCGAUAUUAUUACAAGAAUGGAAAGUUUUUGAUAUUAGUAAACCAUCUCAAGCUACAGAUUUGAAAACAAAACAUCGAAUAAUAACACAAGAUCAUCCACCUAUUUAUCAACGGCCAUACCGUGUCCCUGAAUCGAUCAAACAACAACAGAAAGAGUUAACCGAUGAAAUGGAAAGAAAUGGUCAAAUCAGUAGAUCUCAGUCUCCAUGGGCAUCACCAGUUUUACUAGUGAAGAAACAUGAUGGUAGUCCAAGAUUUGUUGUUGAUUACCGCAAAUUGAAUUCUAUUACCAUUCGAGAUAGCUACCCACUUCCUCGAAUGGAUGAUACUAUUAAUAAAUUAGCUGGAGCUCGGUAUUAUUCUAAAUUCGAUCUGAAAUGUGAAUACCAUCAAAUUCCAAUUGACUCCCGAGACAAGCAGAAAACGGGAUUCACAACAUCGUAUGGAUUGUUCGAAUUCAAUGUUCUUCCACAAGGAUUAAUCAAUGGUCCACCUGUUUUUCAAAGAAUCAUGAAUGAAGUAUUAGGAGAUUUAUUAGGUCAUCAUUGUUUAGUAUAUUUAGAUGAUAUUAUCACGUUCUCCCGCAACUUCUUUCUCUUUGCAUCAGCAUUUCGUAAAGUUUAUUUUUAUACUAAUCACUACGAGACUAUUAAAACUUAA
This is a messenger RNA of Rotaria sp. Silwood2, 1533 nucleotides long. The record is from the annotation of a GenBank genome assembly. Lineage: Eukaryota; Metazoa; Rotifera; Eurotatoria; Philodinida; Philodinidae.